AUGUCGAGAUUCCCAAAACAUAUGACAAGUCACUUUCGAAACACACCACAAGUUCCACAAUCACCAAGACAUUCAAUAGAGCUUGACGCAUUAGAUGCCAAUGGAAGAUCCUUGACUCCUCCAAGGACUGAUCAAAUGUUACAUGAGAUUCAGACUGGGGUAUCUGGCACUGUCAUUGCUGCUAUAAUGUCUACCAUCCUAGCUGUAUCAUGGCCUGGGCCAACAGGUCGACCCGAUCACCAGGUUUUGGCACUUGGAGAUGCCCUUCAUGUACUCAAAAACGUAGCGACCGCCCGCUACCCUCUUGCUGCUGUGGUCAGUCUUGUUCAAGAAAAAAGCGUUGUGGUACUCGGCGCAAUUGCCCUUCGUAUACAUGCUCAGCGAUAUGUCAUCCUGGACCAUGCAUCAAACCCGAAUGCACCGAUAGCUGCGGAGAGGAGAUACGCCAAGAGCCAACCAUUCAACACCGAACAGCUUUAG
Botrytis fragariae is the source of this 480-nucleotide messenger RNA. RefSeq lists its product as uncharacterized. The transcript has 3 exons. NCBI's taxonomy places the organism in Eukaryota, Fungi, Ascomycota, Leotiomycetes, Helotiales, Sclerotiniaceae. The record is from RefSeq and is a predicted model, not a curated record. Bases 1 to 480 code for a protein of 159 amino acids.